Molecule: messenger RNA, 453 nt
Organism: Oryza sativa Japonica Group (Japanese rice)
Lineage: Eukaryota; Viridiplantae; Streptophyta; Magnoliopsida; Poales; Poaceae
Source: RefSeq, a predicted model, not a curated record
AUGUAUUGUCAUGAAUUAAAGAAUGAUGUGUUUGUGGUGAAUCGGAAGGAAGAAUUAAUUGAGAAAGAUGUGGAGGUAGGGGACGAAAUACAUAAAGAUGUGUUCGUGGUGGAUUGGAAGGAAGAAUUAAUUGAGGGAGAUGUGCAGGUAGGGGAUGAAAAACAAGUUGAGGAGGAUGUGGAUAUAGGUGAGGAGAGGCACCGGGAUGUGGAGGAUGGGGAGGUAGAGCAGGAAAUGUCAGAUGAUGGUAUGGAUGUGAAUCAAUCAGAUAAUGAGAAUACAGUUGAACUUGACGAGAGGCGGUUGAUUUUAUUCAUCAGAGACUUGCUUGAUGAAGAAAUUUACACUCGCGAGGAGUGUGAGGAAAACAUGAUAUUUAAUGGAUUAAACUCGAAUUUGUUGUAUGCUGAUUUGGACAAUGAAGUGGAUGAGUCUGCAUCUGAUUCUUUCUGA